Molecule: messenger RNA, 630 nt
Organism: Knipowitschia caucasica
Lineage: Eukaryota; Metazoa; Chordata; Actinopteri; Gobiiformes; Gobiidae
Source: the annotation of a GenBank genome assembly
AUGCGAGAAGAGGUCAGGGCCAUCGAUGACCACUCAGAUAGUCAUGUGGUCUCCAGGGCUGAGAUGAAAGCAAGACAACCUUCCAACACCUGCCCAGUUGUUGUAGCAACGCCAGGACUCAACGGGCGCAAGCGGCUCACGGGAAACCAGGAUCAUGUGACAGCCAUGGACGUAUCUAGCGAAGGAAAACAAGGACCAGACACUGUUCAGAUUUUCACAUCCAAUGGCCCCAAAAGAAUCAAGAGAAGUCCCCAGCAUCGUUCACCUUCCUCGGGCCCGUCUCUCUCUCCUGUCCCUGGUCCCAGUCCAGGAGGUUUGGGGUCCCUGGAAGACUCCCACACCCAAAGAGUCAUUGCCAACAUUCGCGAACGGCAACGAACACAAUCCUUGAACGAAGCCUUCGCCUCUCUCCGCAAAAUCAUCCCAACGCUGCCGUCUGACAAACUAAGCAAAAUCCAGACUCUUAAACUGGCAUCACGGUACAUUGACUUUUUAUAUCAAGUUCUUCAAAAUGACGAAAUGGACAGCAAGCUUACUGGGUGCAACUACCUGGCCCACGAGAGACUUAGCUACGCAUUUUCAGUAUGGCGGAUGGAAGGUGCUUGGUCGUCUAUGUCAGCCGGGCACUAA